CACCCGGGGCCCAACGCGCCGCCUCCAUCUUGUGCCGCCGCCGCCGCCGCCGUCGCGACAUCACCGGCCCCGGGACAGGCCCCGCCUCCGCCUGCUCCUUUAACACUGCCCGCGGCAGGACGGGGCCCCGUGACGUCACUCCCAGCCCAGCCAAUGAGCAUCCAGGAGGCCCGGCCGGCUGUGACCCCUCCCCGAGGACCCCCGGAGCAGCAACACCCAGUCCAUGAGGGCCCCGCGCACAGGUGGCCGGCGCGGGGAUGGCUCCGGUCGUGGAGGUGUCGGACGCCGGGCACUGCCGGGCGCUGCUGCUGGAACUGAACGAGCAGCGCCUGCGGGGACAAUUCUGCGACGUCACCAUCAUCGCCGAGGACACCAAAUUCCGCGCCCAUAAAAACGUCCUGGCCGCCUCCAGCCCCUUCUUCAAGCGAGCGCUGGCCCAGGAGCCCACCUGCCCCUCGCCCGCCCAGGUGUUGGAGCUGCCGGACGUCCAGGCCGGCGUCUUCUCCGACGUCCUCAACUUCAUCUACAACUCUCGCCUGGCCGUGCCGUCGCCGGCGGCUGCGCGGGCGCUGGGAGCCGUGGGCCGGCGCCUCGGCAUCCCCUCGCUGCAGGGGCUGGAGGCCGGGCCCCCGCCGCGGGACAUGAACGGCACCUGGACCCCCCCUCCACCGGCGGGGCCGGCGGGGGAUCCCCGCCCUCCCGCGGCCCCCGUGGACCUCACCUGCCCGGCGCGGCCCGGCGAGACGGCCACGGCCGGCGGCGAGACGGCUCCGACCGGCGGGGACACGGUGACGGCGUCGCCCUCGCCGGCCUCACCGUCGUCGCCGUCAGCGUCGCUGCGCUGCGGGCUGUGCGGCCGCGGCUUCAGCUCAGCGGCCGCGCUGGGAUUCCACGCCAAGCUGCACCGCGGGCGCCGCGGGCUGUGCUGCCGGCACUGCGGCAAGAGCUUCAUCCACGUCAAGCGCCUGCAGACGCACGAGGUCGGCUGUCGCGACGGGGACGGCGACGUGGACGGCACCACUGGCACCGGCACCACGGGCGCCGUCACCACCGGCGUCAUCACCACCGGCGUCGUCACCACCACCACCACCACGGCGGCGGCGGCCGUGGCGGCGGCACCGAAAGCGGCCAAGAAGGCGCUGCUGCUGCGUCACCGCGCGCUGGAGCCGGGCGCGGAGCAGGAGCCGCUGGUCAAGGUGGUGGACGGGCAGGUGCUGUACCUGUGCGGCGUGUGCCAGCGCUCCUACAUGACCCUGUCCAGCCUCAAGCGCCACGCCAACGUCCACUCGUGGCGCCGCAAGUACCCGUGCCGCUACUGCGACAAAGUCUUCGCGCUGGCCGAGUACCGCACCAAGCACGAGGUGUGGCACACGGGCGAGCGCCGCUACCAGUGCAUCUUCUGCUGGGACACCUUCGUCACCUACUACAACCUCAAGACGCACCAAAAAGCCUUCCACGGCAUCAGCCCGGGGCUCAUCGCCUCCGAGAAGACGCCCAACGGCGGCUACCGGCCCAAGCUCAACGCGCUCAAGCUCUACCGCCUGCUGCCCAUGCGGUCGCACAAGCGGCCCUACAAAACCUACAGCCAGGGCGCUGUGCCCGACGGGGCGCUGCUGCCGCCGGCCGCGCCGGGAGACGCCGCGGCGGCCGCCGCCUUCCCCCCGGCGCCGCGGCCGGAGCCCGCCUCGGUCAUCGCCUACGGCCGCCCCGCGCCCUCGGUCAUCGUUCACGGCGGCAGCGGCGCCGCCUCGGUCAUCGCCUACAACGGCCGCGCCGGCGAGGAGCCGCCGGGGCUGCCCGAGGGGCCGGCGGCCGCGCCGGUGACGCCGGCGGUGCCCAUCAAGAAGCAGGUGCUGCGCGAUUACAUCGAGGCGCAGCGCGCGGCCGCCGCCGCCGCCACCGAGGCCACCGCCGCGGCCACCACCCCCCAGAACUCCUCAGGAGGCGCCGGCGGCGGCCGCACCAUGACCUACGUGGCCAAACCGGCGUACGCGGGCUCGGCGGCGGGCGAGGGGCUGUGCCAGAUCACCGUGCGCAUCGGCGAGGAGGCCAUCGUCAAACGCCGCAUCUCCGGCACCGACCUGCGCGGCGACGGCGCCGAGCCGCGCCGCGGGGACAACGACAACAACGACAGCGACGCCGAGGACCGGCCCUGGCGGCCCUACUACUCCUACAAGGCCAAAAGGAAGGCGGGCGGCGGCACCGCCAACCCCGGCGCGGCCGCCGGCGCCAAAAAGCCGCGCUGGCGGCGCAAGCUGCGCUCGCUGCGGUUUGCGCCGGGCGACGAGGACGACGACGGUGACGACGGCGACGCGCAGCAGCGCCGCGGGGACGCGCCGCGCCGCCGGGAGCGGCAGCACCCGUGCCGGGUGUGCGGGAAGAGCUUCCCGGCGCUGCGCAAGCUGCGCAAGCACCAGCGGGGACACGAGGCCGCCGCGGCCGCGCCGGGGACGGCGCCGGUGCCGCCGGCGGGGCGGGUGGGGCGGCGGCCGUCGCUGCGCUUCGCCUGCCCCACCUGCGCCAAGGUGUGCAAGACGGCGGCCGCGCUCAGCCGCCACGCCCAGCGGCACCGGCGGCGCUCGCCGGGGUCGCCGGAGGGGUCGCCGGGGUCGGCGGAGGGGUCGGCAGAGGGGUCAGCGCCGGGGUCACCGGAGGGGUCAGCGCCGGGGUCACCGCAGGGGUCACCACAGGGGUCAGCACCGGGGUCAGCGCCGGGGUCAGCACCGGGGUCACCGGCGCCACCCACGGUCAUCGCCUACACCCCGCCGGCCGCGGGCAGGGACGAGGCUCCGGCGGAUCAAGGGGUGGCCCCGCUGUCCCCUGGCGUCGCCGGUGGGGGUGACACCGGCGGGGGGUGA
Molecule: messenger RNA, 2858 nt
Organism: Catharus ustulatus (Swainson's thrush)
Lineage: Eukaryota; Metazoa; Chordata; Aves; Passeriformes; Turdidae
Product: zinc finger and BTB domain-containing protein 4-like
Exons: 4
Coding region: 258-2858 (866 amino acids)
Biological process (GO): regulation of cytokine production; regulation of immune system process; negative regulation of transcription by RNA polymerase II
Molecular function (GO): protein binding
Source: RefSeq, a predicted model, not a curated record